Messenger RNA from Humulus lupulus (European hop), 768 nucleotides. RefSeq lists its product as uncharacterized. The record is from RefSeq and is a predicted model, not a curated record. NCBI's taxonomy places the organism in Eukaryota, Viridiplantae, Streptophyta, Magnoliopsida, Rosales, Cannabaceae. The coding region runs from base 1 to 768 and encodes 255 amino acids. The transcript has a single exon.
AUGACUUAUGGGUUUGAGCCAGUUUAUGAGCGUUUCAGAAAGCAAGCCCCAUCGACCUUUGAAGGGAAAACUGAUCCCAUGGUGGCGAAGGAUUGGUUAAGAUCAGUUGAUUCCAUCUUCGAUCAUGUGGAGUUAAAUGAUCGCCAGAGAAUCUUAUGUGCAGCCCACUUACUCAAGUUGGAUGCACAUAUAUGGUGGGAUGUUGUUAAACAGACUUGUGACCUGAAUACCAUGAAUUGGCCAGACUUCAUUCAGGCAUUUAGCAAAAAGUAUUACAGUGCGGCCGUGUUAGCAACCAAAGUAGAUGAGUUUGUGACUUUGGUUCAGGGAAACCUAUUUGUCAUUGACUAUGUGCAAAAGUUCGAUAGGUUGGCUAAACUUGCUCCUGAAGUUGUACCAACUAAUGCUCUGCGAGUCCAAAGGUUCAUGAGGGGACUCAAGCCAAUGAUUACUAAGGACAUUAAGAUGACCAGUGCUGAGGUGGUCAAUUAUAUUGAAGUACUAGAUAAGGUACUCAAAGCAUAUUACUUGGAGGAUCGAAUAUGGAAGGACAAUGCUUCCAGAAGGGAGGCCCAACGACCAAGGGCUUCAAUGAGAGCAAUAAGAGGAAAGCUAAUGAAGGGCAGAAUAGUGGCACUGACAAGUGACCUAGACCCCCGGCCACAAAUAACAACAGUCACAACACUCAUAACCACCCUAACAAUCACUAUAAUGAUUGGAAUCGUGGAAUCAUCAAAGCAACAGAGUAGAGCACCCCAACUGUCGUAA